AGAUCACAUUCACUCAACCGUUUCCUCUGCAUGCUUACUUAUAAGUUAUAGGUAGACUACCAACUCGACAGCUAUAUAGAAAUACUGCAUUUCCCUACAAGAGACGGCCAUCAGCUUUCUGUAUCUUUGUUACCUACCGUUAACCUCGUUUUCAUUAAAUAACUAUGGCAACUAACAUCACUUGGCACCCGUCCCUCUCGCGCUCGGAGCGCAACCAACUGCGUAAGCAGAAGGGCUUCACACUCUGGUUCACGGGUCUCUCGGCUUCAGGCAAGUCGACGGUGGCGACAGCCCUCGAGCAGCACCUGCUGCACCUCGGGCUCGCCGCCUACCGCCUCGACGGCGACAACGUGCGGUUUGGCCUCAACAAGGACCUCGGCUUUUCCGAUAAGGACCGCACCGAGAACAUUCGACGAAUUGGCGAGGUUGCGAAACUCUUCGCCGACUCCUCUACAAUCGCCCUGACAUCCUUCAUCUCGCCCUUCAAAGCCGACCGCGACCUGGCUCGCACCCUGCACGCCGCCAAGACGGCAGGGUCAACCGACGAGCCAAUCCCUUUCAUCGAGGUCUACGUUGAGGUGCCCAUCGAGGUUGCCGAGCAGCGCGACCCCAAGGGGCUCUACAAGAAGGCGCGCACGGGUGAGAUCAAGGAGUUCACCGGCAUCAGCUCGCCCUACGAGGCUCCCGAGAACCCCGAGAUUACCAUCCACACGGCCGAGAAGUCCGUCGAGGAGUGCGUCGCCGAUAUCGUCGCUUGGCUACAGGCCAAGGAGCUCAUCCCCUCAACCAAGUAAGAAACAAGAAAAGAAGCGAAAAUGAGGGAGCGAGGUCUGUUUUGAAGGGGUAGAACCUUGAAUAUAUUCACGUAGA
Molecule: messenger RNA, 870 nt
Organism: Xylaria bambusicola
Lineage: Eukaryota; Fungi; Ascomycota; Sordariomycetes; Xylariales; Xylariaceae
Product: Adenylylsulfate kinase-domain-containing protein
Exons: 3
Coding region: 165-794 (209 amino acids)
Biological process (GO): sulfate assimilation
Molecular function (GO): ATP binding; adenylylsulfate kinase activity
Source: RefSeq, a predicted model, not a curated record